AUGACGUCAUUAAAGUUGGCGGUAUUUUGAAACAGAGCGCCGUCUCGUUGUUCGUGGCGAUCACAACAGUGGAUUUAUCAAACAUGGUGGAGGGGAGAGCAGACGGAGAGGCAGCAGCUCAGUUAUCAGAGGCUGCUCAGGCUGAGCUGCUGGAGCUCUGUGAGGAGCACUUCGGUCGCCUGGAGAAGCUUCAGAAUGAAAUCAUUCUUAGCGAGUCUGACUAUACUGAGAAUUCUCAAGAACAGUCAGUAAAUGGGCUGAUUGCUACAGAAGCUGAAAUGAAGCUGUGGCUGUCAGCGGAGCCGAGCUUGCUGGCAAAAAAUUCAGAAAUUUUACUUCAAGCUGGAAAAGAGGAAAUGCUCAAGCUGUGCUCCGAACUUGAACUGGUUGUUUCUUGUUACGAAGCGAAAAGAGACAAACUGACAGAGACCAAAGAGCUUGAACAAAAGUGGUUGGAGGAGAAGAAACAGGUGCUUGAAGCUGCAGAAAAUCAGAAAGAACGACUUAAAAUGGAAAAGGAGACGUUAUCAGGGCAGAGCAUCCUGCUGGACACCAAGGAAAAAAUCCUGAAGAUGAAGACGUAUCAGGAGAAGUUGAUGGAGACUCUGGGUGACGUCCUGGAGGUGCACGUUCCUCUCCUUCAACAUGAAUCCAGUUCAAGCAAGAAAAAGAAGAACAUCGGAUACGAGAUCAGCGAGGACCUCAUUUCUCUCAGUGAAAUCCUGGAGGUUCUCAUGAACAAGGUUCUAAACACGCCACACGACCCGUAUGUAACGAUAGAUCACACUUUCUGGCCGCCAUACGUAGAGUUGCUGCUUCGACACGGCAUCGCAGUGAGACACCAGGAGAAUAACUUCAAGAUCCGCCUGGAAACUUUCUUCUGA
This is a messenger RNA of Nematolebias whitei (Rio pearlfish), 884 nucleotides long. RefSeq names its product centromere protein K (gene cenpk). The transcript has 10 exons. Gene Ontology annotation, biological process: mitotic sister chromatid segregation; kinetochore assembly. Lineage: Eukaryota; Metazoa; Chordata; Actinopteri; Cyprinodontiformes; Rivulidae. Gene Ontology annotation, cellular component: nucleus. Bases 84 to 884 code for a protein of 266 amino acids. The record is from RefSeq and is a predicted model, not a curated record.